UCGCGCGACGACGAACUGACGACGCGGGCGAACGAGGGAGGUCCAGCCUCCGAGAAUGCUCAGAGCUCAGAGUGUUCACCGACUUCACCGCGUUCGCAUCCUUUAUUACUCAUAAACAUUCCGCGAAAAAAUAUUCAAAUUACUUUUUGUCAUCCCAUUCAUCCCAUCCGACAUUUAAAUUUGAAAAAAAAUUUUUUUUAAAUAAUAAUAAAUUGUCAUUCCUCGUAAGCGGUAAUAAAAAUUUCAGUCAUAAAUUGUAAAGGAUAAUUUUAAAAAAAAAUCUCAAGACAGUGGAAUGAAGUUGUGACGUUUCAAAUUUAUUGUGACGUUAAAGGAAAAUAUUUUGCGGGUGAAGAAUGAGUGAUGAGGUGAAUGGAAAUUCAGGGAUUUUCUUUCAGUGACAUUUGUCAAGUGAAGGGAUUUAUUUGAAUUGCUAAAUUGAUUUUAUAUAUAUAUAUAAUAAUAAUAUAUAAAGCUUGUGAUCAAUAAGCAUUCAAAUUUUGAAAUAAGAAAUUAUAAAAUUCCUUAAGUAAAUAAAUUAAAAAAAAAAAAAGUGACAAUGAAGUGGUGUAUGGUAAUAUUAUUUUUUAUUUCUUCCACGUGGGCGAGUAAUUCAAUAGACUCGUGGAAUUCACCACCAAAUUGCGCUUCCCUAAAGGCCCAGCAAGACUUUGAUCUCGACAAGAUAAUGGGCAAGUGGUACGUAGUAGAAAUUUUGGAACACAAGCCGAUACCAGAGCAGGAAAUUGGCUCGAAGCUCGUGAUCGAUAGAUGUCCGAUAAUCAGGCUUCGAUUCGACGAGCGAGGUCUUAUCAGGCUGCUGUGGAGUGAGGAAAAAGGUCAACUCGAGUACACCUUCAGCCUCCCGAAUUCAAAAAUAAGCGGAGUUUGGAAUUCAGCUGCUAAACAAAAUGGAUCACUGAUCGGAAAAACUUACACUCAAUUCGAGGGGUCAGUCCUCGUGAUGAAAGCCGUUGCGCAGCAUGUACUCUUGACAUUUUGUUCGGAAAACAUUGACUACCAGUUAUACUCUAUUUUAAUGGGUCGUCAGCACAUUCUCGAGAAGAGCAGCAUCACAGGCAUUCACAACCUGUUGAAAAGACGUACGCUACACAUUUCAAGUACCAGAUCAACCUGCGCAAAAGGUCGAGGAUCAGCCGUCUCUCCUGCCAAUGCAUUCAAAACCACCCUCAUUUUAUACAUUUUGUUUACCGUUAGCUCUUUUAUAUCAAACCCCGAACGCCAUUGAAUCCGCGGUAUUGAAAAUUAGAUAAAAUUUUAACUUAUGCGUACAUAUAAAGUCAACUAGUCCGUAAGAUAAUUAAUCUUACAAUAAUUAUUUUAAAAAAAUAAAUAACAAGCGGUCAAAGGCCUUUUUGGAAAAGGUACUGGACUCUGGAUCUCACAGGUUUGAAUCCACCUUAAACACAGCUAUGUGUAAUAAAUUUAUUAAUAUAUUAAUAUAUGUUAUAUUAUAAAUAUGUAUUAAAUUAAAUUAAUUUAAAUUAUAAUUAAUAAUAAUACUUUAGCUAAAUAAUAUUUGCACAUCUUAUGUGCAAAUGCUCGAUGUUACAAUAUUAUUGACGUAUAUAUAAUAUAUAUAUAUAUUAUUUAUUAUAGUAUAUAUAUGUACAAAUAAGAUGAUAAUAAAAAAUGACUGAGACGUUUAUUUAUUAUUUUUU
This is a messenger RNA of Microplitis mediator, 1682 nucleotides long. RefSeq lists its product as uncharacterized. The record is from RefSeq and is a predicted model, not a curated record. Lineage: Eukaryota; Metazoa; Arthropoda; Insecta; Hymenoptera; Braconidae. The transcript is spliced from 3 exons. Bases 560 to 1249 code for a protein of 229 amino acids.